AUGGCAACAACAUAGUAUUAUAGUAGUAUCCAAGUUCAGAACAGAACAACACAACUGAAAAUGUUAACACUUAAAACACAAACUUGCUGAGGGACCAGCAUUCUCUUUCCCUUCUCUCUUUUUCCCUUUCAAAAAGCAAAGCUACUACCAUCUUUCUUUGCCAACUCUCUCUCUCUCUCUCUGCUACCCUGUUGGUGGAAUAUCAAAUUUGAACAACCCCUUUGCAUCUGAUCCAAUAAUCCCAACCUCAAGCACCACCCUUCAUGAUCUAGGUAGUAGCUCGGAAAAAUGACGAGGAUGACCCGUGAUUUUGCUGAUACUAUGCAGAGAGAAGCAAUGCCGGUGGUAUCAGCUGAUGUGAUAUUUGCUUCUCUUCGAUUUCCUAAUUAUAAAAUUGGAGCUAACAAUCAGAUCAUGGAGACAAAGGGUGAUCCGAAAGUGCUAACUAUGAAGGAGGUUGUUGCACGUGAGACUGCGCAGCUGUUGGAACAGCAGAAACGUCUGUCAGUUCGCGACCUUGCCAGUAAAUUUGAGAAGGGUUUGGCUGCUGCUGCUAAGUUGUCUGAAGAGGCUAGACUUAGAGAAGCUGCUUCACUGGAAAAACAUGUUCUUUUGAAGAAGCUUCGAGAUGCACUGGAGUGCUUGAAAGGGCGAGUGGGAGGAAAAAACAAGGAUGAUGUAGCGGACGCUAUUGCUAUGGUUGAAGCUCUAGCAGUUCAGUUAACUCAUAGGGAAGGGGAACUAAUACAAGAGAAAUCCGAGGUGAAGAAGCUAACAAAUUUUCUUAAGCAGGCUUCGGAAGAUGCUAAGAAACUUGUAGAUGAGGAAAGAGCUUUUGCUCGUUCUGAAAUAGAUAAUGCCAGAGCUGCAGUUCAGAGAGUGGAGGAGGCGCUCCAGGAGCAUGAGAGGAUGUCUCGAGCUUCAGGAAAGCAGGACCUGGAACAAUUAAUGAAGGAGGUUCAAGAGGCUCGUAGAAUCAAAAUGCUGCAUCAGCCAAGCAAGGUUAUGGACAUGGAACAUGAGCUACAAGCAUUGAGGACUCAACUUGCAGAAAAGACUAGACAUUAUCUUCGACUCCAAAAAGAGUUAUCAAGGGCAAAGAAAGGAGAGGAAAAUGUUCCUAAUUUAUAUGAAUUAGAAGGGACAGAAACAUUAGGCUCAUAUUUGCAAAUUCAACCUUGCUCUGAUAAAGCACCUGAUCUUUCAAAAUGUUCAAUUCAGUGGUAUCGUGUAUCGCCUGAAGGUGCCAAAAAGGAACUUAUUUCAGCCACCAAAUCAAUUUAUGCCCCAGAACCUUUUGACGUUGGACGCAUAUUGCAAGUUGAUAUUAUUUCAGAAGGCUUGCAUAUCACAUUGUCAACCACUGGUCCAGUUGAUCCAGCUGCUGGUUUGGGAAACUAUGUAGAGGCACUUGUGCGAAAACAUGACUCUGAAUUCAAUGUGGUUGUUACUCAGACUAAUGGAUCACAUAAUCCAACUGAAUCUAUUCAUGUUCUUCAUGUUGGAAAGAUGAGGAUGAAGCUUUGUAAAGGAACAGAAACAAUAGCCAAAGAAUACUAUUCAAGUUCAAUGCAGCUUUGUGGAGUUCGAGGGGGUGGGAACGCUGCGGCGCAGGCACUAUUUUGGCAACCGACGUCAGGGCUCUCUUUUGUAUUAGCUUUUGAAUCAGAGCGAGAAAGGAAUGCGGCCAUCAUGCUUGCAAGGAGGUUUGCAUAUGACUGCAAUAUUGUUCUUGCUGGUCCAGAUUAUAGACCUUCUGAAACAUGAUGGGGCCUCCUUGAAUAUUAUUUUCUCAACUGUAAUUAUUUGAGUUUUCCUUUCUUGUAUUACAAGUGUGUAACAUGCCUUUGUUUGUGCCAAGGCUCGUGGUCUUAAUUCCUUUAUACCAACACCAGGGCAUUUUUUUGUUUGCCUUUGUGAGUGUGAGUGAUGGUUGAUGAAAAUUUAUAAGUUUAAUUAUUCAAAUUCGAGGAAGCCAUUUCCAGAGUUUGAGGUGCUAAUUGAUUAUAUUUGAUUGAUCCAAUUAUGGUCAGAGUUCUGUGUUUUAUUGGA
Messenger RNA from Lotus japonicus, 2052 nucleotides. Its product is annotated as stomatal closure-related actin-binding protein 1-like. The record is from RefSeq and is a predicted model, not a curated record. Gene Ontology annotation, biological process: regulation of stomatal movement; actin filament organization. The transcript is spliced from 13 exons. Bases 289 to 1767 code for a protein of 492 amino acids. Gene Ontology annotation, molecular function: actin binding. Lineage: Eukaryota; Viridiplantae; Streptophyta; Magnoliopsida; Fabales; Fabaceae.